AUGGCAACUUUAACCAAUGGGCAGGUGGACGGCACGGUGCACGGUGUCGGUGUCGCCAGCACGAACGGGCUGGUGAACGGAUUAAGUCACAGCCACAGUCCGGUGGGCUGCCCGGCCACCAUCCCCAUGAAAGACCACGAUGCCAUCAAACUCUUCAUCGGUCAGAUCCCCCGCAACCUGGACGAGAAGGACCUCCGGCCCCUCUUCGAGGAGUUCGGGAAGAUCUACGAGCUCACUGUGCUGAAGGACCGCUUCACGGGCAUGCACAAAGGCUGUGCCUUCCUCACCUACUGUGCCAGAGAGUCGGCCCUGAAAGCCCAGAAUGCAUUGCACGAGCAGAAGACCCUGCCAGGGAUGAACAGACCAAUCCAGGUGAAGCCAGCAGACAGCGAGAGUCGAGGAGAAGACAGAAAGCUCUUUGUGGGCAUGCUCAACAAGCAACAGUCAGAAGAUGACGUGCGGCGCCUUUUCGAGUCCUUCGGCAGCAUCGAGGAAUGCACCAUCCUCCGAGGUCCCGACGGAAACAGCAAAGGCUGUGCGUUUGUAAAAUACUCCUCUCAUGCUGAAGCUCAGGCAGCCAUCAGUGCACUACACGGCAGCCAGACAAUGCCUGGCGCCUCAUCCAGUCUGGUGGUGAAGUUCGCCGACACGGAUAAGGAGCGCACCAUCCGCCGCAUGCAGCAGAUGGCCGGUCAGAUGGGCAUCUUCAACCCUAUGGCCCUGCAGUUUGGAGCCUACGGAGCCUACGCUCAGGUGCAACAGCAGGCUGCAUUGAUGGCGUCAGUAGGCCAGGGAGGCUACCUCAGUCCGAUGGCGGCCUUUGCUGCUGCCCAGAUGCAGCACAUGGCCACCAUCAAUGGCAUCCCAGGAGCACCGAUGACCCCAACGUCAGGUGGUAGUACUCCUCCAGGCAUCAGCGCCCCCACAGUGACCAGCAUCCCCUCCCCCAUUAGCGUAAAUGGUUUUACUGGCAUGCCGCCCCCACAGGCAAACGGGCAGCCUCCUGCAGAGGCUGUCUUCACCAACGGGAUACACCAUUACCCUGUGUUGCAGGAGGUGGUUUUUAGGGAGGACUCGGAGAAAAACGGCUUGGGCGUGGCUCAGCGGAGUUGUUUUGGGGUUCAGGGUGGCUGCUUCCUCUCCUCUCUCUCUGAAGCUCAGAGUCCCACCGCAGCUGAUCCUCUCCAGCAGGCUUACACAGGAGUCCAGCAGUAUGCAGCCUACCCCGCUGCAUACGGCCAGAUCAGCCAAGCCUUCCCCCACCCUCCACCCAUCAUUCCACAGCAGCAACGAGAAGGACCAGAGGGUUGCAACCUGUUCAUCUACCACCUCCCUCAGGAGUUUGGGGAUGGAGAGCUGAUGCAGAUGUUCCUGCCUUUCGGUAAUGUCAUCUCCUCCAAAGUGUUUGUGGAUCGGGCGACAAACCAAAGUAAAUGCUUUGGAUUUGUGAGCUUCGACAACCCAGGAAGUGCCCAAGCUGCCAUCCAAUCAAUGAACGGCUUCCAGAUCGGCAUGAAAAGACUCAAGGUGCAGCUGAAGAGGCCGAAGGACGCCAACCGCCCCUACUAG
Molecule: messenger RNA, 1569 nt
Organism: Anoplopoma fimbria (sablefish)
Lineage: Eukaryota; Metazoa; Chordata; Actinopteri; Perciformes; Anoplopomatidae
Gene: celf4
Product: CUGBP, Elav-like family member 4
Exons: 13
Coding region: 1-1569 (522 amino acids)
Biological process (GO): regulation of alternative mRNA splicing, via spliceosome; mRNA splice site recognition
Cellular component (GO): ribonucleoprotein complex; cytoplasm; nucleus
Molecular function (GO): mRNA binding
Source: RefSeq, a predicted model, not a curated record